This is a messenger RNA of Penicillium canariense, 414 nucleotides long. RefSeq names its product aegerolysin family protein. The transcript has 3 exons. The record is from RefSeq and is a predicted model, not a curated record. Lineage: Eukaryota; Fungi; Ascomycota; Eurotiomycetes; Eurotiales; Aspergillaceae. Gene Ontology annotation, biological process: symbiont-mediated hemolysis of host erythrocyte. Bases 1 to 414 code for a protein of 137 amino acids.
AUGGCCCCUACACACCAGUACCUCGACAUCAUCAUUCAAGAUGACAUGAAGUAUGACAUCCGUCUUGAAAAUGCUCAAAUGGAAAGCGGCGAAUUCUACAGACUGGGCAACCCGAAUGAUGUCCUAACCACCGACGACAUCAAUGAUAUGAGCAUUCGUCACAACGGUGGCAGCAGGGAAGUUUGUUCCAUAAGCGAACCCGGUUCUAUGUCGGGACCUUCGGGCGCGAUCGAUCUUGUUGACGAUGUGAGGGAUACGAGAAUUUGCACUCUCGCUUGGCGUGCAACUAUGCAGCCCGGAGAACAAAAUUCAUUCCUGGUACGGAAUCAGAACCCGAAAUACCGCGUCGAUAUCGGAAAAUGGAAAGAAUCUGGUGCUAUAGGGGAUGUUCCGGUCUCUAUCGGCGAGAUCUAA